Delphinapterus leucas (beluga whale) is the source of this 6700-nucleotide messenger RNA. RefSeq names its product tyrosine kinase non receptor 2 (gene TNK2). The record is from RefSeq and is a predicted model, not a curated record. Lineage: Eukaryota; Metazoa; Chordata; Mammalia; Artiodactyla; Monodontidae. Gene Ontology annotation, molecular function: protein binding; ATP binding; protein serine/threonine/tyrosine kinase activity. Gene Ontology annotation, biological process: protein phosphorylation; regulation of keratinocyte differentiation; signal transduction.
GCGGGAGGGCUCUGCUCCCCUCCCGGGCCCUAAAGCCCGGAGUUUGGGUUCCAAGGGUGAGAGAUUUGCAUAUCUGCGCCUCACUGGGGCCGAGGAGGGACAGCAGGUAAUAGGGGAAACCUGAGGGAUAGCCAGGUAGCCGGGCCCUAGACCGCAUCGUCUGCUGGUGAGCUGAGGGGAGCCUUUCAGGAGUGAGGGGUAUCUGUGAUCCUGGCCCCAGGACAGAUCCUGGGGGCUGGGAUGCUGGGUAAAGAAGGGUGAUGUGUUUGUGUGUGGGGUGGGGCGGGGCGAGUCAGUGGUGGUGAAUUCCUGUUGCUGACAUCUGCUUCAGUAUCUCUGAGUCCUUGGGACCCAAUUAAGCUGCCCUUUGGGCUUGCUUCAUCGCUGCAGGGGAGCCCCGAAAGCACUGCCAGGAUGUGGGUUUAGUCCUUUAUGGACACUGAGUCCCUGUGCCCUGGACAUUCCCUCUUAUUGGCUUUAUGAAUCUGCGUAUUAAGCCAAAUGUCCCUGUUUGCUUUGGAAAACAUGACCAUGGUAUUUAUGGGUCGGCUUCCCUUCCCCUUGGAGAUCAAGCACUUUCUCUCUUGACCAGUAGAGGGCAGUCACUGACAGGACGAAGCGGGGUGGGGGUGGCGGUGCAGAAAGGUGGCUGUUUUCUGGGGCUGGGAGAAGAGGUCCAGGAGCUGGCCUGACCUCUGACCCCUGACCAUGCUUUGCUUUUCUCCACAGCCUCCCGCAGCUGGAUUGCUGAGCAAGCUACUGAGGCUUGUUCUUACCUGAUGUUCAAGGGAACAGGCAGGCAUGGGGUUCUGGUGGAUUUGGGGCACAUCUUUCAGGGGGUGGCUAUAAUUUUCAGUCUGGCCAUUCCAAUCCAGCAGUCCCCCAACUUGCGGUAGAGGGAAUAAUCCUGCUUAAAUUGUCCCUUGAAGUCAGGUCCCUGGAUCUCCUUCAGAAUGGUGCUUUGUGGGAAAUAAGCAAUAGGCUUCUCUGUGCUGUGGGCAUUGUGAGCCAGCGUUUGCGGGAAGGUCAGCUCCAUUGUGACCUUGACCCGACCUCAUCUUGUCCAUUAGCUCUGAUUCCAUUCUCAGACUGGUGAUUCACUGGCACCGAAGGGAGGCUGCACCUGGCUGGCCUCACAAGCUUUGGGUGGUGGUGGAUGACAUGACAGGGGGAUGGGAAAGAGGACUGAUUGCUGGGGGUGUCCCAUUUCCCCCCUCCUUGAGUCAGAUCUGGAAACGACUGUCCCUGCAGGCACCUCCCUGCCAGGGAGGUCAAGCACUGAGAGAGAGGCCCUGGAAAGAGCCUGGGAUGCUGACUCCCCAAAACUCAACCCCAGCUGCCUACUCCACCAGCCAGCUGGGACUCCCAGAGCUGGUGGCCAGCUGGAUAGGGACAAGAGAGCAGUGUGCAAGAAACAGGGGCUCCCUGGGCAUGGCUGGGAGGGGGGUGCUGAGGGAGCCUGAGAGGACUUCCUGCAGCUGUCAGGUGUGUCUGGGGGCUGUAGCGAGGGGGGUAUAAGAGCAGCUGGCGCCCUUGAGGAGGGCCAGAGGGAUCACUUGUCAGCUCUAGGAAUGUGUAGGUUCCACGGGGGCUUCAUGGGGUGACUGCAGUUCCCUCUGGCUGGGGCUGUUGUCUGUGUGUGUAGGUGCUAUUCAGGAGACAUCCUAUGGCCCGGAAUCCUCUAGCUUUGGCUGGGGGCAUCGCAGGGUUUAGGGGCAUAUUUGUGUGUUUUGAGGGGGCUUUGGAUCUUGGCCAGCUGGACUGGGAGAUUCUUCCCCCCACCCCGGCUCUUGGCUGGACUGCCCCGCUCUGGCAGGCUGCCGGACUCCUAUUUCCGUCGGGCACCAGGGUAACAGGGCCACAUUAGGGCCUGAGCCAGGAGACGCCCAGCCAAGGCUGGGACUGGGAGAUGGGGGAGGGUCUCCGAAGGGUCUGCCUGCAAGGUCCAGGAACGACUCUCUGGUGUCCAAGCCCCCAGCUCAGGCUGUGCACUAAGCCCUCACAGCCCCAGACAAGCGCUACGGGGGCCUCUUUGUAUAUUGCUGCCUGAUUGACCUAGCCCCCACCCUAAAAUCCCAGGGGUUGUCUGCAGCUCUGGGGGCUGGGGUGGAAGCCAGAGACAGGGGCCUUGUGUGCGGGGAGGAGGUGGGGGCAGCGCGGGUGGCUGGGAGGAAGAGUACCCCCAUUCCCGCCGCCCUCUUGGCAGUGAUUCAGAAAGGUCCUUUUUCAGCCAGUGUCAGAGCUGCUCAGCUGCGGAGGGAGGGGGGAGGGAGGCGGGCUGGCGGGGGAGCCAGGGAGUAGGGCUGGAGCCGUGACCACUGCGCUGGAGAGAAGACAGAGAAACACGACUGAGGACCCAGGCUGCAGUCAACUGAGAGAAGAACUAACUCUCUCCUGCCAGGGUAGCCAGCUGUGGAAACAGCUGUAGAGCAGAGAAAAGGGGACCACCCUAUUCUUCUGCUCCAUUUCCCACCCCUGGUGUGGGAUUUGGGGGGUCUCUGGGGCAGACCUCUGGCCAACUUCACUUCUGGGCAGAACCUGAAAUUCAGGAGCUGAGACCACUGCCCACCCCACCUCCCUCGGGCCAGAGCCCCGGUGACCUGGUCAGGGGGUCCAGCUCCGUGGAGAUGCCAGCAGCUCGUCGGUUCCCUGGCUUAGAGCUCUCCUUCCCUCUUCUUGCCAGACUCCGGCGGAGACUCUACACAAGGCUGGGGAGCAGCAGCAUGCAGCCGGAGGAGGGCACAGGCUGGCUGCUGGAGCUGCUGUCCGAGAUGCAGCUGCAGCAGUACUUCCUGCGGCUCCGCGACGACCUCAACGUUACCCGCCUGUCCCACUUUGAGUAUGUCAAGAAUGAGGACCUGGAGAAGAUUGGCAUGGGCCGGCCUGGCCAGCGGCGGCUGUGGGAGGCUGUGAAGAGGAGGAAGGCCAUGUGCAAACGCAAGUCCUGGAUGAGCAAGGUGUUCAGUGGAAAGCGGCUGGAGGCUGAGUUCCCCCCUCAUCACUCUCAGAGCACCUUCCGGAAGACCUCACCCACCCCCGGAGGCCCAGCAGCGGAGGGGUCCCUGCAGAGCCUCACCUGCCUCAUUGGGGAGAAGGACCUGCAUCUCUUUGAGAAGCUGGGAGAUGGCUCCUUUGGCGUGGUGCGCAGGGGCGAGUGGGACGCCCCCUCGGGGAAGACGGUGAGUGUGGCUGUGAAGUGCCUGAAGCCUGAUGUGCUGAGCCAGCCAGAGGCCAUGGAUGACUUCAUCCGGGAGGUCAAUGCCAUGCACUCGCUUGACCACCGAAACCUCAUUCGCCUCUACGGUGUGGUGCUCACACCGCCCAUGAAGAUGGUGACAGAGCUGGCACCUCUGGGAUCGUUGUUGGACCGGCUGCGCAAGCACCAGGGCCACUUCCUCCUGGGUACCCUCAGCCGCUACGCUGUGCAGGUGGCUGAGGGCAUGGGCUACCUGGAGUCCAAGCGCUUUAUUCACCGUGACCUGGCCGCCCGCAAUCUGCUGUUGGCCACCCGUGACCUGGUCAAGAUCGGGGACUUCGGGCUGAUGCGAGCACUACCCCAGAAUGACGACCACUACGUCAUGCAGGAGCACCGCAAGGUGCCCUUUGCCUGGUGUGCCCCUGAGAGCCUGAAGACUCGCACCUUCUCCCAUGCCAGCGACACCUGGAUGUUUGGGGUCACGCUGUGGGAGAUGUUCACCUAUGGCCAGGAGCCCUGGAUUGGCCUCAAUGGCAGUCAGAUCCUGCAUAAGAUUGACAAGGAGGGGGAGCGUCUGCCCCGGCCCGAGGACUGCCCCCAGGACAUCUACAAUGUCAUGGUUCAGUGCUGGGCUCACAAGCCAGAGGACAGACCCACCUUUGUGGCCCUGAGGGACUUCCUGCUGGAGGCCCAGCCCACUGACAUGCGGGCCCUUCAGGACUUUGAGGAACCAGACAAGCUGCACAUCCAGAUGAACGACGUCAUCACCGUCAUUGAGGGGAGGGCUGAGAAUUACUGGUGGCGUGGGCAGAACACACGGACGCUGUGCGUGGGGCCCUUCCCUCGCAACGUGGUGACCUCUGUGGCCGGCCUGUCAGCCCAGGACAUCAGCCAGCCCCUGCAGAACAGCUUCAUUCACACAGGGCAUGGUGACAGCGACCCCCGGCACUGCUGGGGCUUCCCUGACAGGAUCGAUGAACUGUAUCUGGGAAACCCCAUGGACCCUCCCGACCUGCUGAGUGUGGAACUGAGCACCUCCAGACCCACCCAGCAUCUGGGCAGGGUGAAAAGGGAGCCUCCACCUCGCCCUCCUCAGCCUGCCAUCUUCACUCAGAAACCAACCUACGACCCUGUGAGUGAGGACCAAGACCCCCUGUCCAGCGACUUCAAGAGGCUGGGCCUGCGGAAGCCAGGACUGCCCCGUGGGCUGUGGCUCGCGAAGCCCUCUGCCCGGGUGCCGGGCACCAAAGCGGGCCGCGGGAGCAGUGAGGUCACGCUCAUCGACUUCGGUGAGGAGCCCGUGGUCCCGGCCCCACGGCCCUGUGCGCCCUCACUGGCACAGCUGGCCAUGGAUGCCUGCUCCUUGCUGGACAAGACCCCGCCGCAGAGCCCCUCGCGGGCCCUGCCCCGGCCCCUGCAUCCCACGCCGGUGGUGGACUGGGAUGCGCGCCCGCUGCCCCCGCCUCCUGCCUACGAUGACGUGGCCCAGGAUGAGGAUGACUUUGAGGUCUGCUCCAUCAACAGCACCCUCGUGAGUGUAGGGGUCUCUGCUGGGCCCAGCCAGGGCGAGACCAAUUACGCCUUUGUGCCUGAGCCGGCGCGGCUCUUCCCUGCCCUGGAGGACAACCUGUUCCUCCCGCCUCAGGGUGGGGGCAAGCCGCCCAACUCAGCCCAGACCGCAGAGAUCUUCCAGGCGCUGCAGCAGGAGUGCAUGCGGCAGCUACAGGUCCCGGCCGGCUCUCUGGUCCCCUCGCCAAGCCCGGUGGGCGACGACAAGCCCCAGGUGCCCCCCCGUGUGCCCAUUCCCCCGAGGCCCACACGCCCACGUGGGGAGCUGUCUCCAGCCCCCUCGGGCGAGGAGGAGAUGGGGCGGUGGCCUGGACCUGCCUCCCCUCCCCGGGUACCACCCCGGGAGCCCCUGUCCCCACAAGGCUCCAGGACCCCCAGCCCCUUGGUGCCACGCGGCAGCUCCCCGCUGCCACCCCGGCUCUCCAGCUCACCUGGGAAGACCAUGCCCACCACCCAGAGCUUCGCCUCAGACCCCAAGUAUGCCACACCCCAGGUGAUCCAGGCACCUGGCCCCCGGGCUGGCCCCUGCAUCUUACCCAUCGUCCGUGAUGGCAAGAAGGUCAGCAGCACCCACUACUACCUGCUGCCUGAGCGCCCACCCUACCUGGGGCGCUACCAGCGCUUCCUGCGUGAGACCCGGAGCCCCGAAGAGCCGACCCCCAUGCCUGUGCCCCUGCUGCUGCCCCCUCCCGGCAUCCCAGCUCCUGCUGCCCCCACUGCCACCGUUCGACCAAUGCCUCAGGCUGCCCCAGACCCCAAGGCUAACUUCUCCACCAACACCAGCAACUCAGGGGCCCAGCUGCCAGCCCUGAGGGUCACUGCUCGGCUGCCACAGAGGGGCUGCCCCGGGGACGGGCCAGAGGCUGGACGGCCAGCAGAGAAGAUCCAGAUGCUGCAGGCCAUGGUGCAUGGGGUGACUACAGAGGAGUGCCAGGCGGCCCUGCAGAGCCACAGCUGGAGCGUGCAGAGGGCUGCCCAGUAUCUGAAGCACCCCUUGGCCCCAGUGUGUCCCACGGCACCACCCUCUGCUCCUCAGGUGGAGCAGCUCUUUGGUUUGGGUCUGCGGCCGCGAGGCGAGUGCCACAAAGUGCUGGAGAUGUUUGACUGGAACUUGGAGCAGGCUGGCUGCCACCUGCUGGGCUCCUGCGGCCCAGCCCACCACAAGCGCUGAGAUGUCUGGAGACCCAGAGGAUCUGCCCCGAAGGAAUCAUUUGAGCCUGUCCAUCUGACGAGGGUGGGGAGAUGCCCUGCCAGGCCAGGAGGACCUGCUGCACCUGCUGCCCCCAGUGGCAGAGCGAGGCCAAGGCAGCAGGAGGCUGGGAGCCCCGCCUUGCCUGUCCCUCCCUCACCCAGCGCUGUCCCUGCAACUUCGGAGCUCUCAGUGCACCCAGCCGAGGUGCAGGAGGGAGCCUUUUGUAUGCAGGCCUGGGGGUGGCCUCAGAAGGCCCUGUGGCUGACCUGCCUCUGGCUUCAGUCCCUGGUGGGGCCUGUAGCUGAAAUGUGUUGCCAGGCCCUGCCGGCGGGGAAGCCAGGCUUGACACCGGGCAGGGAGGAUGUGUUGGCCAUGCAGAAAGGUGGACCAGCACCCAGGGCGUGGGCCGGGGUGUCGGACGGAAUGUGACUUGUGGCCUCACCAUGGACAUGUUAUGGAACUUGGCUGGUGUUAGGAUCUUGUGCCUGGAAAUAGCCUGAGGUGGCUCAGGUAGCAGAGCUAGGGUGCCAGAUCGUUCUCUGGCAGGGACCAGGGCCCAAGGCCCCAGGGUUGGAAGGAGACCAAGGGGGCAGCUGCCCUGGAGGGACACCAGUGCUUCCUCUGACCCAGCUCUUCCCCUGUGCUGUUCUUUGUUUUCCCACCAGCCUCUUGCCAAAGUUUCUGCCCCGGCUAUGAAUAUCUGCUUCUUCCAGAGAAAUAAAGUUAGUUUCUAUUUUAUGUUA